GCACCAGUUUCUCUGCAGUCCCUGUACUAUGAUGUGUUUCAUAUCGACAACUGACUCAGGGGACUCUUCUUUCCCACAGAGCAGCUUCCCACUUCCUAUAAGAAGAAUGGAGGAAAGGAACACUAAUGGAGAUCUCCUAAGCAAGGAUCUAAGCAACUCAACCUGGGAAACCAACAGCAUAUCACUGAAUGGAAGUUACUACAAUGACACUACACCUUGUGAUGUCAAGGACCAAGCCAUGAUUUUGCUUUCCCUCAUCAUUUCUGCGGUUGGGAUGGUACUAAAUUCCAUAGUGCUGUGGUUCCUGGGCUUCCGGAUACACAGGAAUGCCUUCUCUGUCUACAUCCUCAACCUGGCUAUGGCUGACUUACUCUUCCUGUGCUUUCAGUUUGUGUUUUGCCUUCUGGCUAUCAUUUACAUCUUUUACUCCAUUUAUGUAGACAUCCCCUUGUUUUUUUAUGUUGUGCCAAAUUUUGCUUACCUUUCGGGCCUGAGCAUUCUCAGUGCCAUUAGCACUGAACGCUGCCUGUCUGUCCUGUGGCCCAUCUGGUAUCACUGUAGACGUCCUAGACACACAUCAGCUGUCACCUGUAUCUUCCUUUGGGCACUGUCCCUAAUGUUGGGUCUCCUGAAAGGAAAUGCAUGUGGCUUACUGUAUGAUAAUUUUGACUUCGACUUCUUUUGGUGUUUUAGAUUUUAUGUCAUCAAUACUGUAUGGUCAAUUGUUUUAUUUGUGGUUCUCUGUGGGUUCAGCCUCAUCCUGCUUGUCAGGAUCUUCUGUGGCUCACACAGAAUUCCUAUGACCAGGCUGUAUGUAAUCAUUGCACUCACAGUGCUGCUCUUCCUGAUCUUUGGUCUUCCCUUUGGGAUCUACUGGCUCCUCUACGAAGGGCUUCAACAUUUGUAUUAUAUUAAAAAUUGUGAUUUUUAUCAUGAUACACUAUUCCUAUCCUGCAUUAACAGCUGUGCCAACCCCAUCAUUUACUUCCUUGCUGGCUCCAUUAGGCACCGCAGGUUCCAGCAGAAAAGCCUGAAGUUAUUGCUGCAGAGAGCCAUGCAGGACACUCCAGAGGAGGAAGAAGGUGGAGAGAGGGGUACUUCAGGAAAAGUGGAAACAGUCUAGUGUACCAGCUGAGAUCUGCUUCUAUCAGAAAUGGUUUUGAGAGAGAAAUAUGUUUCUUAUUUGUGUGGGCUAUUUUCACAACAUUUUUCAGUUUGUUGCCUGGUCUUCAAUAAGUUAAAAAAACAACAAUCAUUUUUGUGAUAGUUGAGAGAUACAGAUCUUGUGUCUGGAACAUUUUUGGAGCUGUGUUACUCAGAGCUUCACAAUCUCCUUCUGAUGGCGCUCCUUAAAAGCGUCUGGGGACAAAGACUGAUACUGUUGACAAGUCCCUCUUUCAUCAGAAGGCUAAAGAAAGUGCAAGAAAGGGUUGCAUUUCUUUAGUUACUGAAAUUUAUAGUGCUUAAACAAAUGCUAUAUCUUGAAAAACAUUUCUUUCUCAAUGUUUCAAGAGUUAAAUAGAUAAACUUUAUGAUCCUAGUAGUUAAUUUCUGUAGGUCAUAAAGAAUGUGAUCGUCUUUCACAUAUAUAGGAGCUGUUUGGGAGUGAUAAGGAGGUGAGGGCUUAUUGGAAGAAAUGUGUCACUGGGAGGGCACUUUGAAGUUUCAAAAGCACACAUUAUUUCCAUCUUCCCUUUUCUCUCUCUGUGUAUGUGUGUAUUUGUCUUUCUAUCUGUCUUAUGCAUAUCAGAUGUUUGCAAUGAGCUAUUGCUACAGUACCAUGUGUCCCUGUUUGCUGGCCUCCUGCCAUGCUCUCUGCCAUGAUGAUGAUGGAUACAAACCCUCUGGAACCUGGAGCUUCCAAAUUAAUUUUUUUAGAAGUUUUCUUGAUCAGAAUAAGUAGAAAAGUAACCAGGACAUAAGAUUGUGCCAAGGACUGGGAUAUUGCUGUCGUAAGCCUGACUGUGAUGCUCUUCGAAAUUAUGUGGAAGACUUGGGGACAUUGGAAUAGGAAAAGAGUUGAUUGCUGUAAGUGGGCCUUAAGUGGAAGCUUGGAAGACAGUGAUGCUGCAAAUAUGAUAAAGAUCAUUUCAAGAGGUUUCAGAGGGGAUCAAGAUAGCAACAGGUCCCAGAGACUAUUACUGUGGAAUUUUGCAAAGAAUGUGACUGCUUUUUGGUUGCAUGCGGGUUGAUGCCCCAGGUCCCGCCUCUGAGAAAAAGGUAUCAGACCGGUCUGAUGCUCUUUGGGUGGAUGACACCUAAACGAACAUCGGUACAAAGUCCCAAUUUAUUUCUAAUAUCAGAGAUCAGACCUCUACUCUUGCCUGAUGCAUCUAAAACAAAAAGGGGGAACUGUAGAGAGAUGCGGAAUGCUAUGCCUUAAAGAUGGAGUUGGUUUCCGCCUUCCACCUUCCCGAUGGUGAGUGCUCUCUGUCACGAACAAUUCCACAUUUGGCUAAGGCUGAGGAUCUGGCUUGCUUCCAUGUAUGUGGACCUAUCUGCAUUGCCCACGUGGCACGCCUGGGUUGGCUACCCAGAGGCUAUUUAAGCUGUGGGCUGGCUUUCCCCAGGGUCUGAGGAUUGUUCAAGGUUCCUGAAUAAACUGCAUUGAAAAAAAUAAAAUAAAAUAAAAUAAAAAAGAUCAGUUAAAAAAAAAAAAAGAAUGUGCCCGAAGCAAAAUUGAAAGGUUUUGGACUAGUUUGGUUUGCAGAGCAGAUUACAUCAACAUGAGGAAGAACAAGCAGGGCAAAAAGAAUAACAAAUGUCCAAUUUGAGGACUGAAAAUGCCCCAGAAAAUUUAAUGUUGGAGCUAAGUGUUUUGCUCAAAGAGAGCAACUGUUUAAAGAGAGACCUGUUGUGAAACAGAAUAAGGGGAGUGCCACUAAAUAGGAAGACCUCACCCAGCUAAACUUCCAACUUUCAAAAGGGAAAUGCCUAAACACUCUUCUAAAACAAAGGAAAUAAAUGAAAGAAAUAAGUCAAAGCAUAAGUAAAUGUAAUUUCAGGAAGGGGUGAGGUUCCAUACAAAGCUAGGAGUAAAAAUUGGCAGCAUCAAUCAUGUGCUUCUGGCCUUCCAGUCAAGAAGAAUGCAGAAGUAAAGGGGUUGUGAGAUGUUCCUCCAAGGUUGCCAAAAGCCACUGAGCCAGCCCUGUGGCAGGGCAGUCCUUGUGUGGAGGCCCAGAGAGGCUACUGUGAAAAUCAAGCCUAGAUUAUUAUUAUUAUUAUUGUUGUUGUUGUUGUUGUUGUUAUUAUUAUUAUUAUUAUUUUUUCUGGAGACCUAAAAUGUUGGAGACACUAGAACUGUGGGAUACCUACUAAGGAAAGAUGCAAAGAGUAUGUGAAAUCAGCCCAAGAGAUAGGAGUGAAAUGUGUUACAGUUGUAAAUCUGAAAAUGCAGACCUAUCUCAGCCUUUUGACAUCAAGACAUGGAACUAUCAGAUUUGGAGUUUCUCUGGAUUUUAAUUUUGGCUUGGCCCAGUAUUUCCUCAUUCUUCUCUUUCUCCCAUUCCUCUCUUUUUGAUUGGUAAUGUAUGUUCUGUGCCUUUGUAUAUUGGAAAUAUGUACUUUGGUUUUUCAUUUGAAAAAGGGUUACAAUUACGAGAUUGUCUUGAGUCUCAGUAGAGACUUUGGAAUUUUUUUUUUAAUUACACUUUAUUCACUUUGUAUCCCCCCAUAAGGCCCUCCUUCCUCUCCUUCCAGUUCCACCCUCCUCUCCCUCUUCUUCAUACAUGCCUCUCCCCAAGUCCACUGAUAGUGGAGGUCCUCCUCUCCGUCCUUCUGAUCUUAG
Meriones unguiculatus (Mongolian gerbil) is the source of this 3787-nucleotide messenger RNA. RefSeq names its product mas-related G-protein coupled receptor member B2-like. Gene Ontology annotation, cellular component: membrane. Gene Ontology annotation, biological process: G protein-coupled receptor signaling pathway. Gene Ontology annotation, molecular function: G protein-coupled receptor activity. The transcript is spliced from 2 exons. Bases 29 to 1123 code for a protein of 364 amino acids. Lineage: Eukaryota; Metazoa; Chordata; Mammalia; Rodentia; Muridae. The record is from RefSeq and is a predicted model, not a curated record.